This is a messenger RNA of Aureobasidium namibiae CBS 147.97, 699 nucleotides long. RefSeq lists its product as uncharacterized. NCBI's taxonomy places the organism in Eukaryota, Fungi, Ascomycota, Dothideomycetes, Dothideales, Saccotheciaceae. The record is from RefSeq and is a predicted model, not a curated record. The coding region runs from base 1 to 699 and encodes 232 amino acids. The transcript has a single exon.
AUGGAAGUCCACAAGAAGAUGCUGGCCAAGAAGCUCAAGGCUCUUUACAAGAUCGUAGAGCACCAGAACCCUCGCCUCCACCUGUCUCUCACCAUCCGCUACGCCGACGAUCUUAAACGCCCUGACCACGACGUCGUUGAACUCAAGAUGCCCGAGGACGUUGGCCGCUUCAUCAAGGCUGGAGAGCACAUGUCUGAGGCUGAGAGACACGAAGCCGGCAUCGAUCGCCUGCUUACCACCAACAUGCACCUCGCCCAGCCCAGCGCAUACAACCCCAUCAAGACCCUUGGAGAACUGAGAAAACUCUUCAAGUCUGGCUAUGUGCGCAAGCCAGAGAGCCCCAGAUGCGCCCAGUGGGACGCCUGUGUUUUCGAAGAGCUGCAGGUCCAGGGCUUUGUCAUUCAGCUGACCAUCGAUGACUUCUGCUGGGCUGCCGAUGAAGUUUGGGGUCCUGCUAAGGUCGCAACUCACAAGCCUGUAAGUCAUGUUCGUCGUCGUGCUCGUCGGUCUUGUCUAACCAAGGAAAGGUCCACUCUGAAGGAUGAGUUGUUUCGAACGCAUCGAAAAUCGACUUCGUGUUUAUUGAAGGUCCGUGGUCGAUGUUUCCAGCACCAACAGCAUAUACUGACGGCAAACAUCAACAGCGUGCGCCCGCGGUACAUGCCACCGCAUUCGACCCAGGGGUAUAGCAACCAUUGA